This is a messenger RNA of Bacidia gigantensis, 1533 nucleotides long. RefSeq lists its product as uncharacterized. The record is from RefSeq and is a predicted model, not a curated record. The transcript is spliced from 2 exons. Gene Ontology annotation, cellular component: DNA ligase IV complex; nucleus. Lineage: Eukaryota; Fungi; Ascomycota; Lecanoromycetes; Lecanorales; Ramalinaceae. Gene Ontology annotation, biological process: double-strand break repair via nonhomologous end joining. Gene Ontology annotation, molecular function: DNA end binding. The coding region runs from base 1 to 1533 and encodes 510 amino acids.
AUGCCGACACAUUGGAGGUAUGUUGAUGGCACCGACGCACCAUUGCUAAUUCAGCACGACUUUGGUCCGACGAGCUACGCGAUAUGGCUCACGGAUCUUACCUAUAUAUGGACAGAAUCUUUGGAUAGGAGACGAAUCAUUCAGAAUGCCUUUUCUCUAGACACUAGCAUUGACCCUUCUGAAGAUCACAGUCAAAUGCGAUCGUUGCUUUCCUGUGUACAAAAAGCUCUUGACCAAGAUGCCGGCACCGAUCUUCAAAUAGUAUUUGAAGAUGGAGGAAAUUGCAUUGCGCUGCGUCUGACGGUUCCUUUGCCUGCGUCUCUACCUGCUUUGCAAUGGAAUGUGAACCUCCAAAAGUGCCCUCAAGCCGAAGUCACUCGAAAACUUGUUGUACCCUUGCUCGUAGAUCGGACACAAGCCAUGAGUGAGAGAAGAUCACUGAUACAGCAAAUCAAGGACAAGGACAAUAUUAUCUCAAAAUUGGUCAGUCAGAUGCAGGCCGAUGGCUGUGAUCUAAGCAAGGCCUUUCCGGGAGCCUUGACCACGAAGUCAAGUACCAAAGCGAACGUAAGACAAUUAGCAAGCAAAUCCGUGAAAGGCUUCGCACAAUUCGAGGAGAAAUCAUGGCAAACUCAUGUAUCUCAAAACAGCGACACAGGCUCGAAUUUGCAGGGCCUCGUAUCUAAUAUCUCUCCGUUGAGAUCUUUCGGAGGGUUGGAAUCAUUCAACCGAGCAGGUGAACCUGCUGCAACGAGGGCUGGGGAGCAUCCACCCCAUAUGUUAAAUGCACUUCAGAACGCUUCAUCGUCUAAUGUGACGACAGAAGAUAAUCGUCUACUUGAUGAAGGAGAAUUUCAGAGACAAGUGACGCCGCCACCAAUAUCAAGACAGCUUACUGAGCCUUUGAACUCUUCGAAGCAACCGCAGGAUUCGCAUCAGGAGAGAACUUUGGACGAAGACUCUACCACAGACGAUGAGGAUGACGAUCUCGCGCCAUCUACUAGGGAAGUGCCAACGUCAGCCGUCUCUCCCACAAAGAAGCCCCAGCAUCCAGUCCAAUCAUCCGUGCCCAAUUUUGAUCAAAGUUCAACUAACGAAUCUGGCUCAGCACCUAGCUCACCACUACUGCAAAGAUCACUUUCACCACAUCCGGAAGCUGCGUUAUCAGUUCGCGGUGGAUUAGGAGUGGACACGACCUCGCCAAAACCGAAAUCAAAGCUGGGGAAGAUUGGGGGGAAGAAGAAAGCUGAAACUGCGAACCAAUCCCAACCAUCUCAGGAUGCACUUGCAAUGCGCUCCAAGUGCACCGAAUCACCUUCAGAGAUUCUCGAAAAGCAUAGACAUGGAGUGGGUAGCGAUAUCCGUUCAUCCCCUCGAAAAGCAGACUCAAGAGGCCGCCAAUCUGUACCACCAAGACAGUCUCCAACCCCGCGUGAAAAUUCCCAGGAGCGUGCAGACAGGAAUCGCGAGCGACUCAAGCGAGAACUAGAUACUAAAAGUCAUGCAGCGACGAAGAAGAAGCGUAAAUUUUGA